This is a messenger RNA of Aureobasidium subglaciale EXF-2481, 1054 nucleotides long. RefSeq lists its product as uncharacterized. NCBI's taxonomy places the organism in Eukaryota, Fungi, Ascomycota, Dothideomycetes, Dothideales, Saccotheciaceae. Bases 125 to 781 code for a protein of 218 amino acids. The record is from RefSeq and is a predicted model, not a curated record. The transcript is spliced from 3 exons.
AUCGCCAAUACGCAUCAAGAUGCCCGGAGCAUGGCUGAGUGAUUCUAAUUGAGUGCUGUCAAUUUUCGUCGCAUUCAUCGCCUGCUGCAACGCCACCCGCUGCUCAAAAGAGGGCUGUAUGUGAAUGGUCGGGCUCAUCACGUCACUGCUAUUGAGCGCCAAAGGUCUCUUGACUUCGAUUUCCAAGAGGUCAAGAGUUAGCAAGCGCGACCCCGACCUCAGAAUCAUCUUCGUCGCUCCCGCUUCGGAUCACAAGGCCUUCAAGUCAGGUCUGCUCAUGGCAGUGUCUGCUGCUCUCUCCCAGGGCAAGUGGACAUGGUUUCGCAACAGAAGCGGCCCCUUAAGCACAUUUAAAGCCAUUGAUGCUGGGAGUCGCGACACCCUAGAGAGCUUCAGGCUCCUCUGGUGCAUGCGUGGUCGGAAUCUGGUUUCCGCUGGAGCUCUUAUCAUAGCCCUAGGCUUCAUGGUUGAACCUUUCCUGCAAGCAAUCAUCUCGGACUAUGGGCGUCUGGUCGAUCAGGAAAGUAAUGGUGCCACUAUCGGCAGAUCAUUUCGUCUCGAUGGUGGUACCCAAUGUAUUCUCACAUAUCCAUCAAGACAUCCGAAGGUCGAUACAACACCAGGCUUUUCUAUCAGUGCCUCCGUAUACGACGGUCUUAAUGCAGCAACGAGCAAUGGUUUCGAGACGUGUCCUUCACGUGCGUAUCCGGUAACUGUACUUGGCCUGAGUACGCCUCACUGGCUAUACAUAGCACAUGUUUUGAAGUCUCCGAUAAUCUGAAGAGGACGAACCUGGAGGAUCGAACCAAGACAACAACCUCGACAACCCGGAAGCCAUCAUCGAAAGGUCUAGCUACCUCGGCUACCUCCUUAGACAAUUCUCCAGUAUCUGCUGCGACUGAGGAUGUAGCAUCAUACCCUGUGGCGCCUCUGCCGAUUUUCUCCGAUGUAUCGCCCUUGAACUCUCUGAUAGCCCCAAUCAAGUCCAGCGCAACUAAAGCCACCGUGGGGAUAGAGAAGAGGGCAACUUCUAGCGCCUCAUCAUCAUCUGCGA